ACGCGCUCGAUCGAGCCGGCCCUAUGAUGAAAACUCAUGCCUGAGGGGUGCUGCGGUGGGGCGGGUGGUUCAGUGGCGUCGCCGCGCCGCCCUACCGUUGGGUAGCGUGUUCGAUCCCCCCGCUGCAGAGAUGCCCGAUGACCAAAGGAUUAUGAGAGCUGAGGGCUGUCCAUUUUCAGAUCGAACCGCCGGAAGUUCGCCUUAUACUAUUAUUUCCAAACAUACACAAGGCAUAACUCACACCGCCGUGGUGCCCCUCGACCUGGUCAAGUGCCGGCUGCAAGUGGACCCCGACAAGUACAAGAACGUGGUCAACGGCUUCAAGGUGUCCGUGCGCGAGGAGGGGAUGCGCGGCCUCGCCAAGGGCUGGGCGCCAACCUUCAUCGGCUACUCGCUCCAGGGCCUGUGCAAGUUCGGCCUGUACGAGGUGUUCAAGGUGACCUACUCGGGCAUGCUCGACGAGGAGACGGCGUACACGUACCGCACGCUGGUGUACCUCGCCGCCUCCGCGUCGGCCGAGUUCUUCGCCGACAUUGCGCUGUCGCCCCUCGAGGCGGCUAAGGUUCGCAUCCAAACAAUGCCCGGAUUCGCCACGUCGCUCCGCGAGGCGUGGCCCAAGAUGGUGCAGAAUGAGGGCUACGGCACAUUCUACAAGGGUCUCGUCCCGCUGUGGGGCAGACAGAUCCCGUACACCAUGAUGAAGUUCGCCUGCUUCGAGAAGACUCUGGAACUGCUCUAUAAGUACGUGGUGCCGAAGCCGCGCGAGCAGUGCACGAAGGGCGAGCAGCUGGUGGUGACCUUCGCCGCCGGAUACAUCGCGGGCGUGUUCUGCGCGAUCGUCUCGCAUCCCGCCGACACGGUCGUCUCCAAGCUCAACCAGGACAAGACCGCGACGGUCGGCUCCAUCGUGGGCAAACUCGGCUGGGCCGGUGUAUGGAAGGGUCUUGGACCGAGGAUCAUCAUGAUCGGUACCCUCACCGCUCUGCAGUGGUUCAUCUACGACGCCGUCAAGGUGUGGCUGAGGAUGCCCAGGCCGCCGCCCGCCGAGAUGCCGGAGUCGAUGCGCAAACGCCUCGAAGCCGAGGAAGCGGCGAAGUCCAAG
Iphiclides podalirius (scarce swallowtail) is the source of this 1102-nucleotide messenger RNA. NCBI's taxonomy places the organism in Eukaryota, Metazoa, Arthropoda, Insecta, Lepidoptera, Papilionidae. The record is from the annotation of a GenBank genome assembly.